ACAAGGGGAGUGCUUGAAAUCUUGGGUUGUGUUCAGUUGGCAGGAUUGUAUUUGGAGGGGAAAGAUCGUGAGGAAUUGAGAGCAGAUGAACAGGGAAAUGAAACAACACCUGCCAAGUCAACACCUCACAUGUUUUGCAAAACGCUUACAGCCUUAGACACCAGCACUCAUGGGGGGUUCUCAGUCCCUCGCAGAGCUGCUGAAGACUGUUUUCCUCCUUUGGAUUAUAAGCAGCAGAGACCCUCUCAAGAGCUUGUUGCCAAAGACCUGCAUGGUGUGGAAUGGAAAUUUAGACAUAUUUACAGAGGUCAGCCAAGGCGGCAUCUGCUCACUACUGGCUGGAGUAUCUUUGUUAACCAAAAGAAUCUCGUUUCUGGAGAUGCAGUUCUGUUUCUAAGGGGUGAAAAUGGAGAAUUGAGAUUGGGAAUCCGAAGAGCUGCUCGACCAAGAAAUGGUCUUCCUGAAUCAAUUGUUGGUAGCCAGAGUUAUUAUCCCAAUUUCCUUUCUUCUGUGGCCAAUGCUAUAUCCGCGAAAAGCAUGUUUCAUGUUUUCUACAGUCCAAGAGCAAGUCAUGCAGAUUUUGUUGUGCCUUACCAAAAAUAUGUCAAAAGCAUCAAGAAUCCAGUGACCAUCGGGACAAGAUUCAAAAUGAAAUUUGAAAUGGACGAAUCCCCAGAAAGAAGGUGUACCAGUGGUUUAGUGACUGGAAUGAGUGAUUUAGAUCCCUACAAAUGGCCUAAGUCAAAAUGGAGGUGCUUGAUGGUCAGAUGGGAUGAGGAUAUUGAGAUUAAUCAUCAAGAUCGAGUAUCUCCAUGGGAGAUUGAUCCUUCUGCGUCUCUCCCUCCCUUGAGCAUUCAAUCCUCCAGAAGGCUGAAGAAACUGAGGCCAGGUCUGCAGGCUGCCUCACCGAGUCACCUCAUCACUGGUGUGGCAGUAGGAGGCAGUGGAUUUAUGGACUCUGAGGAGUCUGUAAGAUCAUCCAAGGUCUUGCAAGGUCAAGAAAAUACGAGUUUUAUGUCAUUAUAUUAUGGAUGUGACACGGGAACUAAGCAGCCAGAAUUUGAUAUCAGAUCUCCAACUCAUUCUAAUCUUGCAUCAACUGGAGUGAGAAAGAUUGCUGCUGCUGAGUUUAUGAGGGUUCACCCUUCGACUUGUGCCAGCUUCAAUGAAACUAACAGGUUUCCAAGGGUCUUGCAAGGUCAAGAAAUAUGUCCAUUUAGAUCCCUGACAGAAAAGGUUGAUUUGAACUUUGGUGCUUGGGGCAAACCCAAUGUCAAUUGCACAAAUUACAACCUGCAUCAGGCAACCAAACCAAAUUUUCACUCUUUAGGGCCAGAAGUUAUUCAAACUGCGUAUUACCCUUAUGGUGAUAUUCACAAAGCUGGCCAAGGUAGCAACAUGUUGUACUCUAAACCCACCAAUGUCCCAUUUAACAUUCCUUCCACUCAGCCAGGGAUGAUGAGAAAUGAAGUUGGACGGUCAGAUGUCACAAUCCCAAAUGAGCAAAAGCUGCAGGACAAUAUUCCUGGUGCUGCUAACAUGAGGAUUCCAAAUGAUGACAAUUUGAAAGGGAAGGUAAAUGCUUGUAAACUAUUUGGAUUUCCCUUGUCAGGGGAAACUACCACCCAAACUUUACAGAACUCUGCUAAAAGAAGUUGCACAAAGGUUCACAAGCAAGGUAGCUUAGUUGGAAGAGCCAUUGAUCUCUCAAGAUUGAGCAGCUACAAUGACCUGCUGAUUGAACUAGAGAGACUAUUUGGCAUGGAAGGACUUCUAAGAGAUCCUAAUAAGGGAUGGAGAAUUCUCUACACUGACAGUGAAAAUGACAUUAUGGUUGUGGGGGAUGACCCUUGGCAUGAGUUCUGCGAUGUGGUAUCCAAGAUUCAUAUACAUACACAAGAAGAAGUGGAGAAGAUGACAAUUGGGAUGAUGAAUGAUGAUACACAGAGUUGUUUGGAACAGGCACCAAUGGUAAUGGAAGCUUCAAAGUCUUCCUCCGUGGGUCAGCCAGAUUCUUCUCCAACAGUGAUUAGGAUGUAGUUUCAGGGUUGUCUUGAUAUUGUGUGGUUGGCCCUAUUUCUGUUAUAUAUGAUCAAAUACUAUUUUGCACAUCUAUUGAUCCCACGAUCGAUUACUAUCUUUGAGCUAGUAAGCCCAAUGAGGUAGGAUAUGAAAAAAUAGAUUGAUGAUUUUCGAUUGUUCCCUCUAAACUUGACUAAUAAGGGCAUCAUAUUGUCCUGCCACUAUGUAACAAACCACUACCAAGUAACGUACUCUGGAGUAAUAAUGAUGGUGUCCUAGAUUACCCUACCAUGUUGAAUUGGUGAUAUAUAUAACUUGGAAAACAACUUGGGACCAA
Molecule: messenger RNA, 2359 nt
Organism: Cajanus cajan (pigeon pea)
Lineage: Eukaryota; Viridiplantae; Streptophyta; Magnoliopsida; Fabales; Fabaceae
Source: RefSeq, a predicted model, not a curated record